This is a messenger RNA of Lytechinus pictus (painted urchin), 4383 nucleotides long. RefSeq names its product CCR4-NOT transcription complex subunit 7-like. Lineage: Eukaryota; Metazoa; Echinodermata; Echinoidea; Temnopleuroida; Toxopneustidae. Gene Ontology annotation, molecular function: poly(A)-specific ribonuclease activity; nucleic acid binding. The coding region runs from base 141 to 995 and encodes 284 amino acids. Gene Ontology annotation, cellular component: CCR4-NOT core complex; P-body; CCR4-NOT complex. The transcript has 6 exons. The record is from RefSeq and is a predicted model, not a curated record.
AGGGCACAGGAAAGGAACUCAUUCUUAAUGAAAGCAAAGAGAAUACAAUGCUAUAACACCUGCUGAGAAAGUUAGAGAAAGAGCCAGAAGAGCAUUGAAGAGUGUUUUAUAAGGAAGACUGGUUGACAAGUACAGACACCAUGCCAACUCAGACUAAUGAACCUCAUAUUGUUGACGUUUGGAACACAAAUUUAGAGGAUGUGUUCAGGAAGAUUCGCAUCAUCAUACAGAAAUACAAAUAUGUGGCCAUGGAUACAGAGUUUCCUGGCGUUGUCGCCCGGCCACUGGGUGAGUUCCGCACCAACUCCGAAUAUCAGUACCAGCUGCAUCGAUGCAACGUAGACUUGCUCAAGAUAAUACAGCUAGGCAUUACUUUCUGUGAUGAACAGGGUAAUUUUCCCAAGACGGGCUCAACGUUCCAGUUCAACUUCAGGUUUAAUCUCAGUGAGGACAUGUACGCUAAAGAUUCAAUAGAGCUCUUAUCUGGGUCAGGUAUCCAGUUCAAGAAGCAUGAAGAUGAAGGAAUCGAGGUUGAUCACUUUGCAGAGCUUCUCAUGACAUCGGGAGUGGUUCUCAACGACAGUGUCAAGUGGGUCACCUUCCACAGUAGUUACGACUUUGCCUACCUGGUCAAGCUGAUGACGGCGACCAACCUGCCUUCAGAGGAGUCAGAAUUCUUUGAGCUCCUGAGGAUCUUCUUCCCAUGUAUUUAUGAUGUGAAGUAUCUGAUGAAGAGCUGUAAAGACCUCAAGGGGGGUCUUCAAGAAGUAGCUGAUAUCCUUCAGAUCCAGAGGAUAGGACCUCAACAUCAAGCUGGCAGUGAUAGCCUCCUCACUGUACAAACAUUCCUUAAAAUGAGAGAGUGCUAUUUUGAAGAUAACAUUGAUGAUGACAAGUAUUGCGGUCACCUGUAUGGUCUGGGAUCGGCUUACAUGCAGAACGGAUCGGCUUACACGGAAGAGAACAACACAGCUCCUACGACUACAGCUACGUAACCCGAGCCCCAACCACUCCCCCCCCCUCCCCUCUCUCCUCCUCCCUUCCUCCCCACUCCUCACAAUCUAACAUGACCUUUGACAUUACCCAGGGUGCUUCAGUGUUUCUUCCAAUGUCUUCUCGUCAGCCUUUUGUUUUCCAAACCACUUGUCUUGUUAAAGUAUGAAACUAAGGAUACAUUUGUAACGAUAGCAAGGUGAUGAACAAAGACUACUUAUAAGAUACAUUGAAUGAUAGGUCGGUAUUUCAACACAAUCUGGGUCCGGUAACACAUAAAUUAGGGAUUAAUCGUACACUUGAUUUUCACAAUUAACUCUACAUUGUAGUCAGCGCAAUUAAUCAUAAACAAAUGUAGGAUGAUUGCUAAGCUUUGUGUUAUGGGUGCCAGAUGAGCAUUUCGUGAAACAAUGAUUGAUUUUUACAGACAAAUGUAAAAAGCUACUGAAAAUCCUUGUAUCUGAAUGGCUUAGAAUGAAUAAUUGACUGUUUGUUCAUGAAACAUGCCCUAGGUCACAUCUAGGUCUAUCAUUCUAUCACAUUGUGAUGAACUCUGACCCCUCCUCAUCACAUGCUUGAAUGACCAUAUUUCCUAUAAUCAGGUAUCUCUUAUCAAACGUGGCACUUUACAACUAACCAGAGAUACCAGUAUUCAGGCUUUUGCUUGAUUUCUAAUAUGUUGAAAUCAAUAGGGAGGUUUCGCAGACACUACAGACGUUUUCUGGAACAUUGAGAAUUUAUCGUCAGAAGCCCUUCCUUCGUGACAAAGCAGCCUUUGUCGAAAAUUGAUGAAUUGAAACAGUGGUGUCAUCCUGGACAAUUGACGUAUUAGCAAAUUUUCUUCAGCUCCGAAUCUUGAGACGAUCUGCUGGCCCUGUUCACCAAUUUUCAACUAAGUCCUCUGAGCUGUUCAUUGUGAUUUUACAGACAUUUUCAAUAGAUUUUCUAUGUUGUAGAGUAUGUCCCAAUUGCUAUUGUGAAAACUCACUGAUGUUGAAACUGGGUUAUUACAGAGGGUCCAAAAUAGGUUAAAAUUGUACCAUUUUUGGGUUGCAACUGCAUUGGAACUGUUGGUAAAAAAUUGUCUGCUAAUGAAAACAUGGUAUUUGAAAUCGAUGAAAGUAGAUUCUGCGUAGGGUACCCCUCGGACCACAUAUUGAAAGAUAUUUUUGUCUUUCGAUUUUAUGAAAAUUGACCAAGCAAAUGAAGCAAUUUAGAUGGUAAGGAUUAAUUAAUAGCAAAAAUGCAGUUGACUUCGACAGCUAGUGAUUACCCUACUGGAACUUGCCAUUUUUCAUUUUCAUAUAGUGCAAAAAUGAAGUUUGGUUCUUUUAUCUAAUUCUUUUUUGUUUAGUGUAAAGCACUUUGUUUGUGAAUCAAAACUUAGAAUUGAAUACGGCCUAUCUCCUUUUUUUUAUGUGACAAUAAACUGGGUCCACGAUAAAAAAAAAGUUAUGGGAAUGUCAGUACGCAAAGGUGAUUGAAAUUCCAUGUUGUAGCAAUCCUUGUUUUUCUACUGAUGUAAUUCAGCCAGUAUGCUGCAAGUGUAUUGAUAAUCACAUUCUUCUAUAGACAUCAGUAUUUCUAAAUCUUCAUACAUUUGAAACAAGCACAACUUGUGACUUCUUGUAAAAAUCGGGAGAUUUGCAUAGGCAAGUUUUGACAGCUUGCCAAUAAGAGAACAAGUUUGCAGGGGGUAAGGCAACAUGGAUCUUUUUUGCCACUUGACUUGAACUGUCUUGUGUCGAAGGAUUGUAACUACAUGUACUCUUGUUUUUGUACAUACAGUUUAUACACUUUUGUUUGUCAUUCAUUGUUCAAAUCAUGGUAUGAUGAUAUCAAUUUUUUGUUAAAUUGGAACCAUGUGGAUUUUAUCUACAGUGGUGCUCAAAAGUUAGUGAACCCCACCAGAAAAAGUGUUCAAGGCCUACCAUAUUUUAGAUAUCUAUUUGUGAAGUCAUGUGAUAAACUAUUGCAUUCAAGAAAGUUUGUUUCUCUGGGCUCACCGAACAUUGUAGUGUUGUUUAGUGUCUACAUUCAACACUCGGUAUGAAGGAGUGCAUUUUGCAGUAGGGUUCACUAACAUUUGAGCACAACUGUAUGUGUCAAUGUAUUAAGCACUGAUGCCUAUCUUGCUAUAGGGAAAUUCCAUAAAGCUAUGUACAUUACGUCUGACCCCUUGUGGGUGGGACCUUUCCGAAUGAAAGAAUCAUUUCUGUUUUUUGUAAUUCAUGUGAUAAGUUGUAAUGCUCUCAAACGAUCAUGGCCUGAGAAGUCCAUGAAUUGAGGUUAAAAAUUGAGAAAGAUGGGAGUCAGACGUAUAAAAAUGUUGAUUAUUCUAUGGAAUUGCACAAUAGAAGUUUCCAUAAAGGGUCACUACAAUGAGACGGGGAAAACAUAUUUCCCUUUUUGUUGAACAAUCUAGAUUCAUUUUACCUUCAGGUACUGUAUUAUUUACCUGUAAAACAUUAUGACUGGUCAUGGUUUUGAAUGGGCUGAUAAGUUACUUAAUAAAACAAACAAUGCACAGUUUGUUGGGCAAUCAGUAUCUCCAAGUUAGACAUCGUCGGCUAUUGCGUCAGACAGGUUAGAACUCCAAAAGGUACCUUGCAUGGAUAGUUUGUACCAAUGCCCUCACUAAUGUGUAUCAUUUGUAUGCUAUUGACUGGUCUUCUUCCAAUAAUAGCUUUUUUUCUCUGGCACUAGCCAUGCCCAAUAUUAUGUGCAUAUAUAUUUUCUUGAAACACACUUCACUUCGUUAACACAGGAGCAAUCCAUAUUCUUUGAUUUAUUAAUGUAAAAGAACUGUAUCAGAUACUAUGAAGGCAUGGUACAGACUGUAAAUUCACUUUUUACAUUAUUUGCUUUAUAUUGUCAUAAGAGAAUUGAAGGCACGUCCCCCAUUUCCCUCCAUCAGCCUACCUUUUUUUGAUUUAUCCCGAAGUGCAAUAAUUGCUUUGUUCUUUUAAAUUCUGAUGGAGGUAAUGAAAAGAAAGCUGUUUUGUUGCUUACAAGCAAAUUGUGUACCUGUAACACACAAAAAUGUUCAUUGUUCAAAAUUGUAAAGAGCAAAAUAUGUCGAGUACUUUUAUUUUACAUUAAGAUACAACCAUACAACCAAAACAACCAUAUGGCUAUUAAACAAAUCACAAUUAGCUCUGUUCCAAGACCUAAUAUGGGUGGAAGGAUUUCUUUUAAAUUCUGUUGUACUGAAACCAAUGUUACUUUAUAGCCAGAUCCAUUUUGUACUUUUUUUUGAUUGACCCAAUGAUUUUGUGAUCAUUUUAAUUGCGCAUGUAUUGUCCCAACAUGUAUGUAUUGUACGAGGAGUCUCAAGACACCUUUUGUAAAUAAAUGUACAUUAAGUUUCUUGCUAAGCACUAACUAAAA